Messenger RNA from Ciona intestinalis (vase tunicate), 1448 nucleotides. The record is from RefSeq and is a predicted model, not a curated record. Lineage: Eukaryota; Metazoa; Chordata; Ascidiacea; Phlebobranchia; Cionidae.
AUAGUUACGUCAUAAAUAAUGCAUACGUCAAUUUCAUGCCACCUUUACCUGCUGUACAAGACAUUCAAGCUAGCUAGCUGUUUUAAAGUAGGCUCUAUUUUGGCUGUUUUAUAUCAAAAUGAUGAUAAUUUUCCGUUCGCGUUGAUAUAUACAGAUUAAUGUUGAACUUUCGAAGGUAUUUCACCACAGAGACAUCAACAUAUUUUGUUCCUCAAUGAAGUUUCCAUUGAUUGAAACACCGGAAAUGAACGACUCAAAUGUUCGGUCUAACUCAGGGACCCCAACCAGAAAUGGUCGCCAGUCGUCACUAGGUGGGGCAAAUGGGCGACGAGGCAAAGGGGAGUCGAUUGCUCAAGCGGUAGCUGCUAUGACGUCAUCAAGCGAGAAACUUGAUUCACCAAAUCGUUACGCAACAAUGAGGAAAGUCGCAGAAGAACAAAGAAGGAGAGUUCGUGAAAACAGAGAGCGCCAAAUAGAGGAGGAUCGGCUCGCGAUCGCAACCAGGAGACAAGAGGAACAAAAAGCUCAGAUAAGAUCAGUGUUGGAUGGUUUGCUUGUCGAUGUGAGAAAAGAUAUUUUACUUUUGCUGCAAGAGAGGAUCAACUCCGAGAGAAAGGAUAUUAAAGCUGAGAUGAAGAGCGACCUCCAGCGGGCGGAAACUGGACUAGUUGAAGAAGUGGAGAAGAGAGUUACUAACGGGGAACCUUUCGAUGUAAGGGUGGCUCGGGUUCAGAAAGAAUUUGAAGCCAGUUUUAAUAAAAUUCUCAACACCGAGUUAAGCAGGGUCCAGAGAGAGAUUCUGUCGGACAUCGACGGAAAAAUUGAUUCCGAAAAACGAAAAUGGGAAGAAAGUUUUAAACGCGAGGCAGACAGACGCAUAAGGGCCGCGGAAGACGCGAUCAGAACCGAUUUCCGCGUCGGUCUCGAAGACUCUCAGAAACAAUGUGGAGAUAUUUUGUCCAGCAUGCAGGAGCGAACGGGGAGCCUUGAACAGAAACUAGUGGCCAAGAUGGCGGCCGUUGAAGCGGUCGCUUCGGCAAAAAUUGCGGAAUCGGAGCGGACGACUCGGCAAAUGAUCGGACAGAAAAUGGACGAAAGAGACUCGAAUUUAAAACAGGAGUUUAAAGAAGAAUCCGAGGUUUUGAGGCAAGAUAUUUCUCAAAUGAAAGUGGAAGUGACGACACUACAAUCGAAGUGUUGCGUCAUACUGUAACUAUGACGGCACAAUAAACUUCUGGUUUAUUGCUUGAAUAUUUUCGCUGUUUACCAGCAGUUGAUUAUUUGAUCAUAAAAUAAACAAUUGACGCAUUCAAUGACGUCACACAAGAUAUUUUACGUCGCUGUUUUCUGACGCUUUUUUUAUUGUUUUAAUUCAAAUGCUUCGCUAUUGUGAUUGUGACGCGCAAUUACGUUGAUAUGAACCACGGAAAUGCAUAAAUUACAAAAUU